AUGGAGGAAAUCAUCAUCGAAGCUGUUGAGGAAUCUCUCGAGAUCGACAACUUCGUCGAUUUCUGCUCCUUAAGCCCUGACCAGUGUCAUCCAGACGCAAAGUGCGAGAAUCAAGAAACAUCACUCAGCUGCACCUGCAAUGAAAAAUUCGAGGGCGAUGGCUUCUAUUGCUCCCCGAUUAAUCUUUGCAAAAACGAUCCAUGCGAUGCUGUGUCGGAGAAAUGCUUGUUUGCUGGUCCAGCAGAGUACUCGUGUGAAUGCAAGUCUGGAUUCAAAAAAGCGGAAAUUGGGCAGUGCGAAGACAUCAAUGAAUGUGAAAACAGCGAUAUUUGCCCUCUUGGCAACAGUUGCGAAAAUACUGUCGGAAGCUACAAAUGUAAUUGUGAUCAGCCAGGAUGGUUUUUCGUCGAGGAUAUUUGCGUCCAAGGUUCGAUCUGUGAUAGUUUCGCGAACAUUUGCGGCGAUGAGAUGGUUUGCAGUGAUGUUGAGAUAAAUGGAGAAAUUCGGGACUACGAGUGCAAGUCGACAGCGACAACGACGACCGUCACCGAAAAUAUCGAGACGACAGCGGCGAUGGAAACAACAACCAGUGCCUAUUUGAAAAUCUCAAUGAACAUGAUCAUUUUCUUUGUAUCUUUUAUCCUUAUGCAAUAA
Molecule: messenger RNA, 654 nt
Organism: Oikopleura dioica
Lineage: Eukaryota; Metazoa; Chordata; Appendicularia; Copelata; Oikopleuridae
Source: the annotation of a GenBank genome assembly